Molecule: messenger RNA, 2348 nt
Organism: Westerdykella ornata
Lineage: Eukaryota; Fungi; Ascomycota; Dothideomycetes; Pleosporales; Sporormiaceae
Product: E3 ubiquitin-protein ligase-like protein bre1
Exons: 4
Coding region: 1-2232 (743 amino acids)
Cellular component (GO): HULC complex; nucleus
Molecular function (GO): ubiquitin protein ligase activity
Source: RefSeq, a predicted model, not a curated record
AUGAGGCUCGCAGCCAGGACCGUGUUGACUCCGUCCCUUGACGCCGUCAAGAUGGACGAUCGCAAGCGGCCCGCUGGGCAGGAUGAUACGGCGCCGCCGCCGAAGAGGCAGGCUUUGAGCGUGAACGGCGCGAAGUCGCAUCAGGAUGACGUUCCUUGGAAGGAUGACAUCGAGGCAUACCAGAAAGAUGCGAUUCUGCGUCAAAUGCGCGAGUAUAAGCGUGAGAAGAACACCAUCGAAGCGGAACUGCGAAAAAUGGAGGAACGUGCAAAAGAUCAUGACGACCACCUGCGAGUAAUUGAUACAUGGUUCGAACAGUUGCUCGAUGAGAUCAGAGUUCUAGUCGGAGAGAAGCUUCCCGAUUCCGAUAGCAGUAAGCAGCGGCUGCAACCUCCCGUCACGGUGUCCGCCACCUCUAACGAUAUCAACAUAGGAUCAAGUUCUAUUCCCACUACCCUGUUUUUUGAGGAUAGUGAGGCCUUUUCGAAGCAUCUCGCCAGCCGCAGAGAGAAGAUAUUGGCCGCACUGUCGGAUCUUUUUGGGAAAUUCCCUCCCUCCACUCCUGAAGUAUCGGAUCUGAAUCAACGAUUGGGAAAAGUACUGGCUAGAGAGAAGCAACUGAUCGCCGACUUGCAGAAGGUUAAUUCAGAAAAAGAACACACCUCUGAUAGGCUAGACACGGCUACGCUGCGGUAUAUGCUUGCGGAGAAGAAACUUGACCGUCUCAAAAGUAUACAAGUUCAGAAAUUGGAAAGGCAAGCGCAGGGCGGGAAUGUUGCCGUUAAGGAGGAGUCUUCGUCCGUUUCCAAUGGUGCCGAAGCAGUUGGCUCUGCCAAUGGCGUCAUAAACGAGGAACUUGAGACAGCACGAGAUGCAGCGAUGGCCGAAGCCGCCAAGCGCAAAGAACAGCUGGAGCAGCUCGAGCAGGAAAACAAGAAGCUUACAGCGGAGCUUUCCUCCUUGAAUGUCAAACUGGCUGGGUUGUCCGAUGAUGACUAUGCGAAAACCGAGCUUUUUAAGGUUUUGAAAUCGCAACACGAGGAUGUGAUCAAACGUAUCAACCACCUGGAGGCUACUAAUAUCCAACUUCGCGAGGAGGCCAAGAAAUUACAGGCCGAGCGGACCGAAUACCGCAUCAAAGUAGACGACGAGGCCCGGGCUACCAUUAGCGAAAGCGAAGGCAACGUAGCUCGGGCCGAAGCAGAUCUUGCUCGCAUCCGCAGCCAUCGGGACGAGCUGCUCACAGAGGUCUCAACCUUGAAAGCGAUUCUGCAAGACAACACGGUAUCCAGGACGGAAACAAAGGAGUUGGUAAGCGCAUGUGAAAGCCGGAUAUCAGCACUAGAAUCCGAGUGCGAGCGCUUGAGGUUGCAAUUGGCCGAGAAUGCACCGGGUGCUGGCGACCAAGCUGCAGAUUUGGAAAAUAUGACGCCGGAUCAGCUGAAGAAUAGAAUUGCGACCCUUGAAAAUCAACACAGGCUCCUCAAUAAUGAACUACCUGCGAUGGAAGCUGCUUGGAAAAAGGCCCAAGCUGUCGCUGGCAGGAAGAUAGCCGAAAUAUCGACCUGGGAGGAGAAUGUCGGACGCGCCAAUGCGGACAAGGCAAAAGCAGACCAGAAGUAUUUUGCGGCCAUGAAGGCCAAGGAAACCUUAGCUGAGCAGAAUCGGGUGCUGCGAGUCCAAGCGAACAAGAGCACGGAAAUUGUGACACAGUUAAAAGAGGCGGAGGCGCAUAGCCGGAGUCUUGUGGACAAAUUGGAAAAGCAAUGUGCCGAAAUGAGGGCGCAGAUGGAGGAGCUGUCAAUUCAGCAUAGGACUCUCCAGCAAAAGCUUAAAGAGAUGGAGAUCGCUUCCGAGGGCCAUGCCAAUCAGGUUUCCGAGCUGAAGAAGGUGGUUGAGGCUAAGGAUGCAGCGUAUCUGGCAAGCAAACAUUCCCAAAGGGAGUCUGAGACGGAACGGGACAAGUUGGCUGCGCAAGUGCAUGGGUUGGAGAAGCAAUGCCAGCACUGGAAGAAGAAGAGCGCCGGCAAUCAAUCUGAAGAUGCGGCAAUGAUGCAGUCCAUGCUCCAAUGCCAGGUCUGCAAGACGAACUUCAAGGACACGGUUAUCAAGACAUGCGGUCAUGUUUUCUGCGAUAAAUGCGUCCAGGAUCGUCUCAUCAACCGGGCACGAAAGUGUCCACAUUGCGGCAAGGCGUUCGGCAACAACGACACUAUGCGCAUCCAUCUAUGAUUUCAUCCGAUUCUUCUGGAUGUCAGGCUUCUUGAUAUGUCCAACGAACGUUGCACGGACUCGACCAUUCUGGCUCAGCACCGACCCUUUUGUACAUUACCUUUUCAUCAAAAGCU